Molecule: messenger RNA, 1034 nt
Organism: Coccidioides posadasii C735 delta SOWgp
Lineage: Eukaryota; Fungi; Ascomycota; Eurotiomycetes; Onygenales; Onygenaceae
Source: RefSeq, a predicted model, not a curated record
CGUUCCCAUCAGGAGUACCCGGCAUGACACCCCCAAGAAAGCAUUCUAAAAUCAAAGGCUCGAUUUUCGGUGUGGCCGUAGUCGACGCUCUUGGAGGACCAGUAGAGUUUCACCGGAGAGGAAGCUUCGCGAAGGUUACCGGCUAUCGGCACAAUGCAAACUUCGGCGUACCUCCAGGCACUUGGACCGAUGAUACCUCAAUGACCCUGUGCCUUGCACAGGCACUCAUUGAAUCCAAAGGCACUUUUGUUUCCCAGGCAGCUAUCCGAAACUAUAUAAAAUGGUGGAAAGAAGGGUACUUAUCGUCAACGGGGUACUGCUUUGAUAUUGGUGCCGGAACGGCAUCUGCGCUUGGGAUAUGGUUAAGAUUUUUUCAACGGAGAGCUAGCAUUCGUGAAGAUGAUCCAGACGCAGACAAUGAUGAACAGCCAGAAAUCGAUCGCGCACUCAAGCGCGAGAUAUUUUGCGGUAAUGGGUCACUAAUGCGGGUGUCGCCCGUCGGGCUUGUUUAUUCGCACGAUCUCGAUCAGGCUCUCUCUGUAGCCUUGCGUUCUUCUAUGGUGACUCACCCUUACCCGACUUGCGCAGAAUGCUGUAUGCUAUACACCAAACUUAUCGUGUGUGCCGUGAAUGGUGGCACCAAGGAGGAUAUCGCCCGAGAAUUCGCCAGCACUCCGUUCAACGAUCAAAAUGUGCGGCUGCGGUUCCUGAAGUACACCGGCCUUACAGAUUGGAUGGCCACAGAAGAGCGCACUAUAGAGUCUACCGGAUUCGUGAUUUCGACAUUGGAGGCAGCGUUGUGGAGUUUCUUCACUACAAGUUCGUUCCAGGAGGGCGCAUUAAGAGCGGUGAAUUUGGGACAUGAUGCUGAUACUGUAGGUGCCGUGUAUGGAGGGCUGGCAGGAGCAUUCUACGGGUUUGAGUCUAUCCCCGCAGAAUGGCUCGAAGGACUACAGAGAAAGGAUAUCAUCGAGGAAAUAUCUUCUGGUCUUGUUUCUCUUAAUGUUGAAGCAGGUAUGGCAUCGUCCUGUUAA